GUCACCUGACGUGGCACUCCUCAUAUCCUGUAAAACGAUCCGCCUCGAUUUCCCGAAGAAGAGCUAGACAGACUGAAACUCCGAACCAAAAGACUGUUGCUUUUAGUAAACGGAAAUUCAAACUCUGCUCCGAUGAACGGGAACGAAGGUGCGAAGAUGGAGAGCCGCAGAGAAGCUGCGGUGUACAUGUCGGGAUAUCUACCCGGAGUAUCGCCGGAAAAGUCUCCGAUGCUGUCUCUGGAGCCGGUGAAGUUUCCGGAUCCGAUGGACGGCGGAGAUUCCUGGAAGGAGGUCUGCGGUGGCGGUUGCGGUUUCGCUAUGGCGAUAUCAGAGAGUGGGAGACUGAUGACGUGGGGCUCGGCGGACGAAGAAGGGCAGAGCUACUUGGUUGCAGGGAAGCAUGGGGAGACUCCAGGGAGUUUUCCUCUCCCAAAUGAAGCCUCAGUGGUCAAGGCUGCUGCUGGUUGGGCCCAUUGUGUUUCCGUCACAGAGAGUGGUGAAGUUUAUACAUGGGGCUGGAAAGAGUGUGUUCCAUCAGGGAAGGUGUUCCAUGAUUUGAGCUUGAUGGGAAGUAUCGAGAAGGAUGCUAUGACUACUGGGAAACUAAGUUACUUGCCAGCUGAACAAGGAAGACCAUUGCCCCGAGGCUUUAAUUUUAGCAGUGAGACAGUAUCUCAUCUUGAUGGAAAAAGGGCUGGAGAGGAAGUUUCAAAGCGGAGGAAAACUUCAUCAGCUAAAUUAGAACCUGAAAGUUCAUCAGCUGCUGAUGAACUCUUCAUGGCAUCGCCUUGUCUUGUUACAAUGGGUCCUGGAGUGAGGAUCACUACGGUUGCUGCCGGUGGGCGGCACACUUUAGCAUUAUCAGUUUCAGAUAUGGGACAGGUUUGGGGUUGGGGCUAUGGAGGCGAAGGACAGCUGGGUUUGGGUUCCCGGAUGAAGAUGGUCUCUGCUCCUCAUCUCAUACCAUGCAUCGAUCAAUCUGCUUCUGGGAAGGAUAGGUUAUUUGCAGUAUCUCAAGGUGGUUCAAAAUCUCCUGGAAGUUUUGUAAAGGAAAUUGCUUGUGGAGGUCGACAUAGUGCAGUAAUAACAGACACUGGAGCACUACUUACUUUUGGCUGGGGCCUGUAUGGACAGUGUGGGCAAGGGAACACAAAAGAUCAGCUAAAGGCUACUCCUGUGGAGUCAUUAGUGGAUACUAGAGUGAAAAGUAUAACUGCUGGACUAUGGCAUACUGUUUGCAUAUCUGUUGAUGGCCACAUAUAUGCUUUUGGAGGGAAUCAGUUUGGACAAUUGGGAACAGGUUGUGAGGAGGCUGAGACUCUGCCUAGGCUUCUUAACUCUUCAAGUCUGGAAAACAAGCACGCCAAAGCAGCUUCCUGUGGAGCACGCCAUAGUACUAUACUAACGGAAGAUGGUCACUUGUUUAGCUGGGGAUGGAACAAGUAUGGGCAGCUUGGUCUGGGCGAUUCUGUGGAUAGGAACCUUCCUUGUAAAGUUUCUCUAGAUGGCUGCCUGCCUAAGCAUAUUGCAUGUGGCUGGUGGCACACGCUAAUGCUGGCGGACAUACCCAAUUGAAUUGGUGUGCAUUGACAGCAGAGGCAAGAGGAUGAUAGUUAGGAGUGACCGACUAGAGUCGGCUGUUCUUAGAUGCACGUUUGGUCUUGUAUGUGUGGAAUGCAAGAUUCUAUAUAUUUCAAUACGUGCGUGCAUGGAGGAGCAUAUUGGCUUUGUAUUCCAAUCUUGGUCGUUAUUAGAAGCUAGUAGUCUUUAGACGGCAAAUAACAGAUGGAUUUCUCCGAGUUUGUACACAAAUUAUAAGUACUUGUAGUGAUUCAUUUACAUUGCACUAGAUAUUUCCACGGUCUUAA
This is a messenger RNA of Argentina anserina (silverweed cinquefoil), 1868 nucleotides long. RefSeq names its product ultraviolet-B receptor UVR8-like. The transcript has 11 exons. The coding region runs from base 133 to 1575 and encodes 480 amino acids. NCBI's taxonomy places the organism in Eukaryota, Viridiplantae, Streptophyta, Magnoliopsida, Rosales, Rosaceae. The record is from RefSeq and is a predicted model, not a curated record.